AAUGAAAGCUUUCCUUUUAGUAUGCCUCAUCGCCACAUCAAUGAUGGUUAAUGCAAUUGAAAUCCCUUAAGCUUAAGUUUUAAGUGGAUAAUCAGAUUCCCCUAAUUUCCUUCACCUUAAAGCUUGUGCUUCUUGUUGUAAUGGAGUAUGCUGUUUGUCAGCUGCUAAUUGUGUCAAAGGAGUUUGUAAUAAUGUCGUAGCACCUACCUGUGUGCAAGGAUGAU
Paramecium pentaurelia is the source of this 224-nucleotide messenger RNA. NCBI's taxonomy places the organism in Eukaryota, Ciliophora, Oligohymenophorea, Peniculida, Parameciidae. The record is from the annotation of a GenBank genome assembly.